CCUCCGUCCCGCUCAGCCUUCCCGCCCCCUCCCCUCCCGUCGUGGGCCGGCCCAGCGGGUGAGCCGGUUGGGGAAAAAGUUAUAGGAAAGUUGUCGGCUGCAGAAAAGAGAAAAAAAAAAAAAAAGUUUUCUAGAGGCGGGAGAGCCGCGGCCCCGGCUGCCCGGCCUCCCCGCCGGGCCCCGCAGAGCUGCGCUCCCGCCGGAGGGUCGAGGAUGGCCGGCGGGGAAGGAGCGGGCUCCGGCGUGGCGGAGUGCCGAGAGCAUCUCUUUAAGGUGCUGGUGAUCGGGGAGCUGGGAGUGGGUAAAACCAGUAUUAUCAAGAGGUACGUCCACCAGCUCUUUUCCCAGCACUACCGGGCCACCAUCGGGGUGGAUUUCGCGCUCAAAGUCAUCAACUGGGACAGCAAGACCCUGGUGCGGCUGCAGCUCUGGGAUAUAGCAGGCCAGGAGCGCUUUGGAAAUAUGACCAGAGUAUACUACAAAGAGGCAGUUGGUGCUUUUGUGGUCUUUGAUGUCACAAGAGGCUCCACUUUUGAGGCUGUUUCAAAAUGGAAGCAUGAUUUGGACAGUAAAGUACUACUUCCCAAUGGCAGCCCCAUCCCUGCUGUUCUUCUUGCAAACAAGUGUGACCAGAAGAAAGAUGGCAGCCAGAAUCCCUCUCAAAUGGACCAGUUCUGCAGAGAAGGUGGCUUUGUUGGAUGGUUUGAAACAUCUGCCAAGGACAACAUCAACAUAGAUGAAGCUGCUCGAUUCUUGGUGGAAAACAUCCUUGCCAACUACAAAACCUUUCCUAAUGAAGAGAAUGAUGUGGGGAAACCAAAACUGGACCUAGACCCAUUGAAAGCAGAGAGUAAAUCACAGUGCUGCUAAUGCUACCACUGUUCAGUAAAUGUGAUGGGAUGAGCAGCAAGACUGUUCCUUAAAUCAAACUGCUGCUAUGGUGCUGCAUUGUGACAAUCCGUAUGGGGUGUCUGGUAUUAUCUGAAUAGGUGAUUCUUGUGGGUGUUUACAUAUUCUUGUUUAGCAUGAAACUGAGUAUCUUGUGGGUUAUCCUUCCACUUGCUUGAGUGGCUGCAUCUAAGUCUGAUUAGUGUUGUCUUGAGAACAUAAGGUAGUGUUUACACUCCUAAAAAGGAACAAAGACAACAUUCAGUGUCUAGUUUGCUUCUAGGACAUAUGCUGCAUUCCAAAUAGGACUCACUCAUCAUGGUUUUAGCUGAACAGACACUUGCACCUUUAAAGUAAACUUUUCCUUUGUCACCAGUACUGUCCCACUUUAGCCUUCUCACCUACACACUUGUCCCUAUUUAUUAUCCCCCACCAUGAGGAUCUGUCUCAUUGCUAGUUCUCCUGGAUCGAGACAUCCCAGAAAUCUUGAAGGGGCCAAUGACAGAUGGAAGGUAUCUUUCUUAGUGUGCUCACUAGGACUGAAUGAAGUAGAUGGCUUUUACCACUGAGUAAGAACAAGAUGGGUAAAUGAUUGUACUUAACAGGGGAAAGGCAUGGUUAUAGAAAUACUAACAAAAAUGCAUCCCUAGCCAUUUAAGGCAGAAUAUUUUCAGCUAAUACUUUACAUAUGAAACACAUUAAUGAAUACAGUUGUACUGCUGGCACAUAGCUAUGGUAACCUCACCCAUAUGCACAUCCACAAAUAAACAUCCAGUAACUUUUUCAUGCACUAACACUGAAAACUUUACCAAGAGUUCAAAAAGUAAAUAUCUUACUGUCCUGUGAUAAUGAACUUCCUUCUUUUUCCUUCUGUCUUGAGAUGGUUGUGAAUACCAUGAGGAAGGAGAGAGGUCUUGAAGGAAAUAGCUUAACUGGUUCUUGCUAGCCUAUCAAAAAAACCCCAAAACCCAAGCUCUAGCUUUUUCAGUUUUAGAACAGUGCUGCACUCUUCUGACUUGGAACUGGUGAACUGGCUUACCAGUUUGUAACUCUAUAUACUGAGAUGCUUAUGUUUCCUUGUUAUACAUAUUUUUGGCAGCAAGUGAAGAUCAAAAGGAUUAGAGAGAUUUCACCAUUCUUGAGUAUGUUCUGGAACUCUGGGUCUGCUUGGCUGAAAGGCUUUGAAGCUCCUCUUUAUUUUAAGGGUUUCUUCUGUCCUGGUACCUCAUUGCUACUGACUUCAGAAGUCUUAUCUUGCUUGGUCUGAUGGUGCUGAUGUUUGCUUAAACAUCAGCAUGAAGUAUGUGCCAGAUUGGAUAUACUUUAAUCUGUAUUGAGAUUUCCUAGGCUGUCUUUUUUUCUAAAGAGUAACAUACUUUUUAAGAGACAAAUAAAUAUAUUUGGGCAUCUUAUGUAUGUUGUUGGUGUAUGCUUUUGAGAACAUGAAUCUUCACAUCAUGUCCCAGUCUAUACACAAAUGCUUUCAUUGACAUUUGAAAACAACUUUAUCUCCUAGUAGCUGCUAUGUUAAAGGCUUAUUUUAAAUUACUACAGUAAGGCUUAGCAUAAGCUAAAACUGGACUUAACUAGCUUAGGAUCAUAAGAUAAUUCAGAUGAAAGGGUUCUUAGGAAGUCUUCUAAGCCAACAUCCUUCUCCAAGUAAGGUCAUACUGGGGUGCUUAGGCUUUCGUGUGGUCUGGUCUUAAACCUUCAACAAUGGAGACUGUAUGGCCCUGGGAAAGUUGUUUCAAUGCCUGACUGUCCCCUGAGAGUUUAACUAGUCUGAACAUUUCUAAAUUCAACUUAUGUCUAUGGUCUCUUAUCCUCCUACCAUGCAACACUGUGUGAAGAAUGUGUCCAUUAGGCUUGUGCAGAUUUAUUGGACACUCAAAGCUUGAUUGCUACUUUAAAUUUUUUUGAAAGCCUAUAGCCCUUCAGAAAGGAAGUUGCACCCCAUCCAUGUUCCUUGCAUGCUGGCUUGUUUGAGUUGUUAACCUUUGUAGUUAACCUGGAACUACCAUAAUCUUCCUAUUCAGUCACUUGAACAACUCCAUUUAGACUGUUAACUCACUUUCAAUAAGCUGUUUAAUCUCCAGUGUACUGUCUUUUUCUAAACUUUAAUUAUAGCUGCACAAAUCCAGUAACUAGCCAGUGGAACACAUGCAUAGCCUCUUUAUUUCAUGCUUCUUGACUAGAUCAAAACAUGAUAAAUCUUGAUGACCAGUCAAACAAGAUGCAAUGUCAUGUUCACUUGGCUUCAACUGUAAGUUUACUGAGCCUAUGCAAUAUAACGUGAAGUUUGUCCCUAAUGGGCAAAAAAAAAAAAAAAAGGCCAAUUCUUGAGUCUGUCUAGUAUGGCAUAGAAGGUUGGUCCACAUUCAAAUGCUAGUUCCUUAAAUACCUACUUUACUGGGGAAACUGCCAGUGCAAGUGAAGUAGACUUUUUUUCCCCCCCCCCCCCCAAAACAGUGCUUGUGCUUUUUCUUGUUUUUAGUGUUCAGAUUCAACAGCAGAAUAAAAACCAAACUCUGAAGCUUUGGGACUCUACCUGAAUGCAUGAAUCUCAUCUGAGUCCUGCCAGUGACAAUGUAAUCCUAUGCAGAUUUGUUUCAAGAAUGUCUAAAUUGCUGUUUGAAGAGCUAUUGCUGCUAUGUUUAAGCACUUUCCUUGUUCUGUAUGUAGCUUGUGUUCUUCUAAAGCUCUACACAAAUGUAGAAUGGCCAUGACUCAAACUGUGGUGCAGUAUACUAGUUUUGGUACAGGUUGUCACUGACCGGAGAAGCUGAGGCAGGGUGAGGUUCAGGAAUUCUCAGCUACAAAAAUAAAAACCUAAGGGUUUCAAGUGACUGUGCAGAUUGUAUUUUUCCUAAGUCUAGUAUAAUAACCAAUUUGACUUCUAUCUGUAUGAUGGAGGUUUUUUUUUUUUCCUUCCACCUUCCUGGGGAAAAAAAUUUGAGCUUUAAUACAUGGCUAGUCUUUCAUGCUACAAACUGCAUUUGCACUCCUGUUCCUUGGAGGGAGCAUUACUAUGUUUGAGACUGGUGGGGUGCAUCAGGAAAUCUGAUCCAGCUAGAAGGUGAAAACUAUAAAAAAAGUCUGGCAUUUUAGUCUGAGGAAAGGAAUGGGAGCAUCUCCCUUGUAGAGAAUGAGACUGUAGUUUGUGGAGAAGUGUUUAGGUCAAUUAAACUAGUCAUGAAGCCCUGUCCUAAUUAACCUAAGAACUUUGAUUUGGAAAGAUAUGUGGAAGUUUAGACAAACCCAAUUUAACUUCAGGCUAAUAAGUGAGCAAAAAGUGUCAAAUGUAAUUUGUUUUACAUGUACAGGAUAUAUAGUAAAGUGGUAAUUCAUCUCAAUCAGAUGAGCAGAGGCUCCAUACUAUUUUACUUCAUUACCCCUUGCAGUCUGAAAUAUGUCAGUCUUAAAUGAGCAAGUACCUGACUUCUUAGUCCCUAUAUUUAAGGGACAGUUUUGAGAAGAAAAACUUGAGUAAAAAUCUGAAUCGGUGCCUCGGUAAAAUGUCUUUCCUGGCAUGUUUCCAUCAACUGAUUUUGUAAAGGUUGGAGACAGCAUAUAGUCUUCCUGGAUUGUAGUUGUGUAGUAUGUCUGUGCAGCUAAUGCAAAGUCAGCCUCUAUUAAUUUUAAAAGUUUAAUGAGGCAUUACAAUUGCUCAGAAAACCAGAAAGGAGUUACAGCAAUUAGUGAUCUUUCAGUAUGGGAUUUUCUAGGUGUAUCUUAACUACAGUAGUAGAAAAAUAUAAGCUAUCCCAAGCUCCAGAGUUUUGUUUGUUUAAACUUUGUGUCAGACCUAUUACGUUGUAGUAGCAUUCAGUCUCCUUAAAUUGAACAAAUCCUUGUUAAUCUGUAGUGAUUAAUUGUUGAGGAAUAGUUUGAGUCAUUCUUACAGACUCAUUUCCUGAGUAACCAUUUGAUAGAUGGUGAUAUGAGGAAAUAGUUAUAAAAGAAAUAUGUGCAGUAAAACUAUGGUAUUGAAUGGUAAAACAUUUUGCUCUUAAAAAAACUGUUGCUCCCUUAUCUUUCUAGUCUUUUGCUAGUGACCUUGGUUCCAAAACGGAGAACUGGCUACCUCUUUCUCCCUUUACAGAAUACCUUGUUUGGUACAGAAACACAGUUCUCUGUGUGUGUAUGCCUUCUUCCUUCAUAUAAUGAAUUGCUAAAGAAUUUAAGAAAUGGGGAUAGCAGUAUACUUUUAGGAAAAGAAAAUAUAUUAACAAAAUGCCAGUGAGGUAAAUAACGAUUCUGAAUUGAAAUACAUCAUUCACUUGGCAGUACGCAAAAGGUCACUUCAGAGUUCUUUGUCCUGCAACAGUAUAAUAUUGAAAAUAAGGAAUAUACUAGAUUCAGAUCUGACUAUGCAGUAAAGAUUAUUUGAAAGAAAUUGUGCCUGUAUUGUACAUGACCAUCAUAAAGCUCUGCUUAUAAGCUCA
This is a messenger RNA of Harpia harpyja (harpy eagle), 5333 nucleotides long. It is a transcript of the gene RAB32, whose product is annotated as RAB32, member RAS oncogene family. Gene Ontology annotation, cellular component: trans-Golgi network; late endosome; lysosome. Bases 214 to 870 code for a protein of 218 amino acids. Gene Ontology annotation, biological process: endosome to lysosome transport; phagosome-lysosome fusion. NCBI's taxonomy places the organism in Eukaryota, Metazoa, Chordata, Aves, Accipitriformes, Accipitridae. The transcript has 3 exons. The record is from RefSeq and is a predicted model, not a curated record. Gene Ontology annotation, molecular function: GTP binding; GTPase activity.